This is a messenger RNA of Zalophus californianus (California sea lion), 2271 nucleotides long. It is a transcript of the gene OC90, whose product is annotated as otoconin 90. NCBI's taxonomy places the organism in Eukaryota, Metazoa, Chordata, Mammalia, Carnivora, Otariidae. The transcript is spliced from 16 exons. The record is from RefSeq and is a predicted model, not a curated record. Gene Ontology annotation, cellular component: extracellular matrix. Gene Ontology annotation, biological process: phospholipid metabolic process; arachidonate secretion; lipid catabolic process. Gene Ontology annotation, molecular function: calcium ion binding; phospholipid binding. The coding region runs from base 1 to 2271 and encodes 756 amino acids.
AUGCACGUGGGAGCGGAGCCCGAGCAGCGACAGGUCAGCGUCCCACUGCUAAUGAGCGGGCAGGGCUGGCACCCGAUGCUCGCGUGUCUGAUUAUCAAGCCCCGUCUCACCCCACCCCACAGCUGGCGCAGGAAACCCCUAAAGGAAAGAGGCAUCGAAUUCCCAGGCCUGAGGCCAGGAACAUAUAAGAAAAAUCACCCCAGAGAUCCUCUUGCUGAAGAAUUAACUAGACCAGACAAAGCCAGCCCUUCUCCUUGUGGGAGAGCCCAUGUGCCUUUCAUCGGUCUUUCAUCCCCCAGAGUUCCCCUGAUGACCCCGAGACACAAUCCCUGGGCCUCCAGGCCUUUGAGUCACUCAUCAGGAGACAGCUUGACCAGCCAGGACCCCAAACAGUGCCUGCAGACCAAGGCAAGGUGCGGGGGGGCCCUUAUUUCCUCAAGGAUAGUCAGGUUCACUGCUAGCCCCGGAGGCCUCCUUGGGUCAGUUAAGAAGAGGGGGUCCUUCCUCCAGGUGGACACAGCCCCACAGCCAAGAGCACCCGGCUUGGUCAACAGACGGCUGCUGGAUUUCAGCAGCGGCCCGGUGCCUUCCAACCUGGAGACCCUAGUGAUGGCCGUUUCGGGCGGGUACCAUACGUGGCCCGAAGACUUACAUCGGACCGGCCGGCUCAGUCUGAGCACUGCGUCUGGGGCUGCCGUGGCCUUACUGGACCUCUCCGAGCCUCAGUUCCCCACACGGAAAGUGAGAGGUGUGCCAGAGGCUGUUCCAGUUGAUGCCUCGGCCCCCAGCCUUUGCCCUCCCGCUAUGAUCCUGCUUCUUCUCCUAAGUAUGCUGACGGCCCCACAUGGCGGGGGCCAUCCUCUGGACACCCCACACCUUCCACGGGAGCUGCCUCCGGGACUCACAAAAAAUAUUAAUAUCACAUCCUUCCCUGGGGUGUUUAAAAAUGUGGAAAGUGUGGCCGACAUUUUUGACUGCCUGGGCUCCCACUUCACCUGGCUACAAGCUGUCUUCACCAACUUCCCUGCGCUGCUCCAAUUCGUGAGUGGUAUGAAGUGUGUGGCCAGUCUCUGCCCCCGGGACUUCGAGGACUAUGGCUGUGCCUGCAGGUUUGAGAUGGAGGGGCCGCCUGUGGACGAGUCUGACAGCUGCUGCUUCCAGCACCGCAGGUGCUAUGAAGAGGCCGCUGAGAUGGACUGUCUCCAAGACCCUGCCAAGCUCAGCACAGAUGUCAACUGCGUCAGCAAGAGGAUCACAUGUGAGUCCGGGGACCCUUGUGAGUACCUGCUGUGUACCUGCAACAAGGCUGCCAUAGAAUGCUUGGCUCAGUCCAGGAUCAACUCUUCCCUGAACCAUCUGGACACUUCCUUCUGUCUGGCUCAGCCUCCAGAGACAACCAGCACAGAAGAGCUGACGACGCUUCUGCCCAGAGUGGUCCCCAUGGAGCCCACAGACACCAGUGCAAUGGCCCUUUCAGGAGAAGAAGCGGUCCAAGACCAGAAAGGCACGGAAGCCACUAGGACCACAUCCUCUUCAGGAUCUGCAGAGAUUGCUGUCUCGACAAAAGGAGAAACCAUGGGCCCCGCUGGUUUAAAAUCUUUGGGCUUAACUGCGUCAUCCAUCAAAAAUGGCCUGGAGGAGACAACUGGAAAAGCCUGUGACAGGUUGACCUUCUUGUACCUGGGAAGCAGGGACAAUGCGUGGGUGAUGCCUCAGCUCGGAGAGAUGCUCUUCUGCCUGACAUCCCGAUGCCCAGAAGAAUUCGAAUCUUAUGGCUGUUACUGUGGGCAAGAAGGACGAGGCGAGCCAAGGGAUGCCCUGGACAGGUGCUGUUUUUCCCACCACUGCUGCCUGGAGCAGGUGAGGCAACUGGGCUGCCUGCUUGAGAGGCUUCCUCGGUCACCAGUGGAAUGUGCGGACGGUACAGCCAAGUGUGUGGGGCAGAGCCUGUGUGCGAAGCUGCUUUGUGCCUGUGACCAGAUGGUGGCCGCGUGCGUGGCCUCUGCCUUCUUCAACCAAAGCCUCAAGUCAUCGGGCACGCACGAGUGCAAGGGCCAGCAGCUGCCCUGCGAGGACAGCGUGCCCGGGGGCCCUGCGGCUUCCUCCCCUGGCUCCAGCUCUGAGGAGGACAGCGAGGAGGCCAUGCCCCGCACAGAGGGCCCCAGAAGAACCAGAAGAUUUUUGGGGAGGUCACUUGGUCCUGUGGGGACCAGGCGACAACAUGGCCCCAGAGAGACCCCUGCAGAAAGCCACAAGCGCCGCCCCCAAUAG